Molecule: messenger RNA, 2012 nt
Organism: Nanorana parkeri
Lineage: Eukaryota; Metazoa; Chordata; Amphibia; Anura; Dicroglossidae
Gene: RAB11FIP5
Product: RAB11 family interacting protein 5
Exons: 8
Coding region: 122-1957 (611 amino acids)
Biological process (GO): regulated exocytosis
Cellular component (GO): recycling endosome; secretory granule; early endosome
Molecular function (GO): small GTPase binding
Source: RefSeq, a predicted model, not a curated record
UCCUGGGGUAUCCUACCCCCCCAGCAGUGUAAAGUUUGCCAUCUGCAGCCAGACUGCACCAUGAGUGUCAGCUGAGAGGUACCUGUGAUUUCUGCCCCAGCGUCGCAUUUCACCCAUCCUCAUGUACCUGCGGCCGGAACCUGAACAGGGCUGGUACCCCACCCAUGUCCAGGUCACCAUCCUAGAAGCCAAAGGCCUUCGAGCAAAGGGAAAACAUGACACCAGUGAUGCCUACACACUGAUCCAAGUAGGCCGGGAAAAGUACAGCACCUCUGUGGUGGAGAAGACUCCCGGUUCGCCAGAAUGGAAGGAGGAAUGUACUUUCGAGCUGUCCUCGGGAGCCCUGGAGAGGGGGGAGAACUGCGAGCUCCAGCUGACGGUCAUGCACCGCGCUCUGAUUGGCAUGGAUCAGUUUCUGGGGCAGAUCAGCAUACCUCUGCAUCAGGUCUUCCAAGAGGGGCGAUCUCAGAGGAACCAAUGGUACAAGCUCUGCGCUAAGCCGGGGAAGAAGAAUGAGAAGGAGCGAGGGGAGAUCCAAGUCUCCAUCCAGUUCACCCGCAACAACCUGACUGCCAGCAUGUUCGACCUCUCCAUGAAGGACAAGCCGAAGACUCCUUUUGGGAAGCUGAAGGACAAGAUGAAGAACAAGAAGCGCUUCGACAUGGAAUCGUCCUCCGCCAUCGUGCCGAGCAGCGUUGGCCGCCUGGACAGCGACGAGGAGGAGGAGAAGAAACCAAAGUCGAAGGCGGCCGCGUUCUUCAAAGGGCACCUGAGGAAGAGCUCCCUCACCAGGUCCAAUACGUCUCUGGGCUCGGACAGCACCAUCUCCUCUUCCAGCGGCGCUGUGCCCAACAAUCCCGCCGUCUCCAUAGUGGUGUCUGAUACCGGCAAGAAGCCUGCGGCCAGGAACAACAGCCUCUCCCUAGAACCCUCAGUUAUGGACCACGAAGCAUCUCCAAGGUUGACUCACAAGAGGGCCUUCAGUGACGAAGUCGGUCAGGUGAAUACGUUCCCUGAACCAAAGGGCGUGCAGAACCUCAAACCAAAGAGCAGCCCCAUUUCCAAAUCUUCAGUGUGCAUCAAUGGAAGCCAUGUCUACGCAGAAGUGCCUCCUCCAAAGUCUCCCUCUCUGGAGAGAUCUUCACAGGCCUCCAAAUCUUUUCAGAAUAUUCUAAAGAAAGCAGAAGAGGCCGUGGUUCCUGAGGUCCCGAUAAGACAGACCCAGGCUGGCGAGAAACAGGAGCGCAAGCCGGCCACUCUUCCAGUGUUCUCUACAGAAGAGGGAAAGACCUCCCUAAAAAUUACUCCAAAGCCAAAAACUGACCAGACCAAAGCAGAGACCAAACCCGUGCAAGUGACGUCACCCAUGGUGUUCUCGGAGGACCUCUCCAAGAAUAAAGCUCCAGAAGUUCAGGCCAAAGAUGAGAAAGCCAAGGAUGGCUCACAACUUGGAUCUGGAAAGAACGAAAGAUCUAAUAAGAGCAUUGAAGACCCCAGACCACAUGUGCCUUCCAGCUCUGAGGAGAGAAGCAAAGUUGGCAGCUGGUUUGGUUCCAAAGAGGCAAAGGAUGUGCCACAAAAACCAAGCCCGCACCCUGUGAAGCCCAUCAGUGCCGCCCCCUCAGAAUCGCCUCCCGAUAAGAAGGUCCAUAAGCCGAUUUUGUCUGCAGCGCUGACCAGCAGCCUGGAGGUGCUGAAACAUGUGACUGGACAUCAUCCGUCUGGCAAGAAGCAUGAGCAGGAGCGACUCAAGGAUGUGUCCUCUCCAGACCUGGCAGCCAAAUAUUACCACCUGACCCAUGACGAGCUGAUCCAGAUGUUGCUGCAGCGAGAGGCUCAGCUGGAGAGAAAGGAGUACCAUGUGCAGGAGUUAGAAGAAUACAUAGACAGACUUCUGGUGCGCAUUAUGGACCAGGCACCUGCGCUUCUCCAGGCUCCUCUGGAGACCAAGAAAUAAAGCCACGGUGUGAGAGAACUGGGGAUGUGAGUGCGGCCAGUGGCCCGAUGGCAGG